Messenger RNA from Seriola aureovittata, 2168 nucleotides. RefSeq names its product lipoic acid synthetase (gene lias). Bases 48 to 1244 code for a protein of 398 amino acids. Gene Ontology annotation, molecular function: 4 iron, 4 sulfur cluster binding; lipoate synthase activity. Gene Ontology annotation, cellular component: mitochondrion. The record is from RefSeq and is a predicted model, not a curated record. Lineage: Eukaryota; Metazoa; Chordata; Actinopteri; Carangiformes; Carangidae. Gene Ontology annotation, biological process: lipoate biosynthetic process. The transcript is spliced from 11 exons.
AAUAUAACACCAGACCAAAGCAGCCGUUCGUCCAGGGUUUGUGGCUAAUGACAAGUCGCCUGCUAACUAAAGUCAUGGCGUUGCUGAAACGAAGUUGCUGCGUUGCUGGUCGUUUCUCCACAAACCAUCUGUGGCUGAGUCCCAGAUGCAUCCCACAUGUUUAUACCAGCAGUCUAUCAACUGUGGCCAAAUCCUCCCCAGACCGGGCUGACAGAAAGAAGGAGCUUCUGAGCGACGACGGGCCUGAUCUGCAAGACUUUAUUUCAGGGGAUCUGUCUGAGAAAAGCAAGUGGGCUGAGUACAGAGGCACCCUGAAGAGACAGAAGGGAGAGAGGCUACGGCUUCCUCCUUGGCUCAAGACAGAGAUCCCCAUUGGAAAGAACUACAACAGGCUGAAGAACACGCUAAGAAAUCUCAACCUGCACACUGUGUGUGAGGAGGCCAGAUGUCCAAACAUUGGGGAAUGCUGGGGAGGAGGAGAAUACGCAACGGCCACAGCCACCAUCAUGCUGAUGGGAGACACAUGUACCCGUGGAUGCAGGUUUUGCUCCGUAAAGACGGCCCGUAAACCCCCACCUUUGGACCCAGACGAGCCAUACAAUACAGCCAAGGCCAUCGCUGCCUGGGGGCUGGACUAUGUGGUUCUCACCUCAGUUGACAGAGAUGAUAUUGCUGACGGAGGAGCAGAGCACUUUGCUAAGACUGUCUCUAACCUGAAGCAGAGAAAUUCUCAGAUCCUGGUUGAAUGUCUGACCCCUGAUUUUCGUGGUGACCUAACAGCUGUAGAGAAGAUCGCACUGUCUGGGUUAGAUGUGUAUGCCCACAAUGUGGAGACAGUGCGUGAGCUGCAAAGGCAUGUUCGUGACCCCAGAGCGAACUUUGACCAGUCUCUGAGUGUCCUGAAGCACGCUAAAAAGGUCAAACCCACUGUGCUUACCAAGACUUCCAUCAUGCUGGGACUGGGGGAGACUGAUCAACAGAUACGCGACACCUUGACCGAGCUGCGAGAGGCAGGAGUGGACUGUCUAACACUUGGGCAGUACAUGCAGCCCACUAAACGCCACCUGAAGGUGGAAGAAUACGUCACUCCAGAGAGGUUCGCCCACUGGGAGAAAGUUGGGAAUGAUAUGGGCUUUGUUUACACAGCCAGCGGGCCACUGGUGCGAUCCUCCUACAAAGCAGGCGAGUUCUUCCUGAAGAAUCUACUUGAGAAGAGAAAAGCAGAAGUCACUAUAGCAGAAUGAAAACCAGCAGCUUCUACAGUCCGCCCUGCAUAUUACCUUCAUAUAUACUUUUAACUACACGCAUUUAGUUACAAAAUCAGCUUUACACUUGCAGCGGCACAAUGCAUUGUUGUAAACCAUAGCACAGGAAACACAUUUAUCAUAAUGAGUAGGAACAACUUGUGCAGUUAAAAAGAAGAAGCAGGUGGCAGUAAAUAAGGGUACGGCAGUGAGUUGUUACUGUCUACCUGUGGCAACCCAGAGGUCUCCUGUACAUUUUAGAAGGAGAUCAAAGAGAACAAAGCAGUAAGAGGUCUGCAGAUAUGUAGAUAACCAGGGUGCAGACUGUGUCCACGUGACCCUGCCAGGAGAAAAUACAACCUGGUGUGAGCAGUAGCUGUAAUUUGCCAUCUCUGCACCUCAGGGGCCCCUAAAUUACACCCAACAUCAACUCCCUCCCCCUCAGGGGCCAUGGACUUCAAGUAAAGAGCUACUGACCUUUCACAGCGAGCACUCUGUUUAUGAGUGCUUUGAUGUCUGCAGUUUCAGGACCAAUGAUUUAAUCAAGCAAGAGGGGUUUUUUGCUGUUGGUUUGAUGAUUCUUGCAGCAAGUCAGAGGUAAAAUUACAUGAUACUAUAACAAAUCUAUGCCUGCUAAGGACUCCCUUUAAAAAAUUUCUAUUUUAUUACACUAGGAAAAAGAACAAGUUGAGCCCAAAUUGGCCUCUCGUCAGGUACUUCAUAUCAAAAGAGCGACUUUUGAUACAUCUGUAUGUAAAGAAGAGAUCAUUUGGGCUCAAACAGUGCUUAUUCUAAUGUACUAAAAUUUUAAUUUUACACCUGGACAAGAAAGAUGUAUGUUUAUUUUGCACACUGACUGUUUAGACAAAACGAAUCUUUAAAAUGUACAUUUAUAUUUAAAGAAUUAAAGCUCCUCAGUCUACA